Messenger RNA from Serpula lacrymans var. lacrymans S7.9, 1779 nucleotides. RefSeq lists its product as uncharacterized. The transcript has 5 exons. Bases 1 to 1779 code for a protein of 592 amino acids. Gene Ontology annotation, cellular component: site of double-strand break; chromosome, telomeric region; DNA replication factor A complex. The record is from RefSeq and is a predicted model, not a curated record. Gene Ontology annotation, biological process: nucleotide-excision repair; DNA replication; double-strand break repair via homologous recombination. NCBI's taxonomy places the organism in Eukaryota, Fungi, Basidiomycota, Agaricomycetes, Boletales, Serpulaceae.
AUGGACAAUUCUAUCGCAAAAUCGCCUAAAUCGCUGCAAACUGCAUGGAAGUGGACGCUUACAAAAGAAGCCCUUGCACCGUGCUUCGUGAGGGACGCACUUGCCAUGAAGGAGAGCGGCCUCAAAGGCAGGUACAUUGUCCAACAUGCAGACUUCUUUUGGCUUGGACGCGUCCCUUGUCGUUCGGUGCUUAUUGUUGGAGUAGUCGUUGGGAUACAAGUAUACGAGAAACGUACAGUCUAUUCGGUGGACGACGGGACCGGAGUAAUUGAUUGUGUCCUUCGGCAUCCAACUCGUCAAACUGUUGCCCCCCAAAGUAACAAAAACAAUAUAAAUACUUCACGCCUUGCACCGGUGGUAGCUCAGAAAGAUCCCGAAUCUCAUCCCCCACCUCCACCUCCACCUGUGACGGAGAUCGGAUACGCUGUCAGGGUGGCUGGAAAACUUAUGAGGCGUUUUGAAACCAGACAGAUUAUGGCAGACACUCUAGAACCUUGUGGCCCAAAUCUCGAGCUUUUUCAUUGGGAUCAUGUCAAGGUUUUACAUGAAACAUCAUAUUCUUUGAAAGAUCCUUUUAUUAUUCCUGCUUUCCCAUCUCGCUCCCCACCCCGUGCAUAUGCUCAGCCAAUUCCUCCUUCAAACCACAUAGCAUCGCCCAAUUCCAGGUUUCCCGCGCCAUCUUCGCCUACAGGAAGCAGCACAGCGGAAUCUAUAUCGUCUUCUGUAGCCUCUAGUCCUACUAAACCAUCACGUUUCCAGUCUGCUCCUAAGUUGCGCCACCCCUCACGCUUACACUCUCGCGACCUUACUGAAAUUACGUUCCGUUUUUAUCUUAAACAUUACAUGGAUAAUGCCCCAUCGGAGCUGCAAGAUAAUGUGACUGAAAACUUGGAUGAUCGUGCAAGCGAAGAAGACGUGUUUCAGGCCACACCCACCAAACGCAGAUUAUCUCAUACCUUCCACGGGCAGUCACUGGAGACUCCCCGUCCGAAACAUAACAAUUGCGCGAUUAGUACGCCUCGACCCCCUGUGCAAUCGCCUUCCAUUUCCAUACCUCAGCACUCCCGUAUUCAUACCUCACGGAGACAAAAAGACACUGACCCAUCCUCACACACUUACGGCUUCACGCUCUCUUACCUCCGGCGUGUACCUGAGUUAGCAUUGCUUGCAUCACGUGUUGUACGCGCAGAAGCCAAGAGACGGCUUCGUGCUGAACGGGAGGAGAAGAUGACGCGCCCGACAGCAUCAAGUCACUCCCGCACAUCAUCGCAUGCAAAGCCGAAACAGAAUGAACCUUCACGUUUAAAGAUGAAGCGUCUUUUCGGAUGGGCACUUGUCAAGCUCUAUGAGGAGGGUAGCAUUAUACUCUGGGACGGGCCUGUUCGAAAAGCUCCCACUGGCCUCUCAGAUUCACAGGACUGUCAGGGCGAGACCAGCGCACUGUGGAAAACAGCAAAUAGCACCAUGUUUUCGGUAUCAUCUACUUCGUCAUCCUCUGUACUUGCGUUAGAUGAAGACGAGGAAGACGCUCAGUUGUCGGACCCAGAGGAGAACGAAGAAUCAUAUGUGCCACUGACCCCUGCUUUACUCGCCGCACAUGUACGCCAUGCGCUACAAGCUAUGCAGGCUCAUCCCCGGGGGCGGGGUAGUGGUAAAGAACCAAGCAGCGAGGAAGUGGCAAUAUACCUUCGCCGUCGAGAUGCGCGUUGGGCGCGGGUCGGCGCUUGGGUGGUGAAGGAAGCGAUGGAUCUUGUUCAUGUCGAAGGAUUCGACCUUUGA